This is a messenger RNA of Diabrotica balteata, 852 nucleotides long. The record is from the annotation of a GenBank genome assembly. Lineage: Eukaryota; Metazoa; Arthropoda; Insecta; Coleoptera; Chrysomelidae.
AUGCUUGUGAAACACUUUUUAAAUGAAGAGUUUAAAUCGGUCAAUAUUGAUGAGUUUAGAAGUCAAGUAGCCUGUCAAAAUAGUAAAAUCAAGUUAAAUUGUAAUCCUAACUCACGAGUUGCAGUCUACAGUGCAAGCUAUGGGCGAACAGAAUACGAGAGCAUACAGUGUCCACAGCCACAAGGUGUGCCAGAGGAGAUACCAAGAACAGUUCUUAAAGAACAGUACGAAGGAUUUCUAGAAGCUGACGAAAAAGAUGACGAAAUUUCAAGUGUAGAUGAUAAUGUGUUGGAAAUAUACCAAGGCGCUAAUGAUUACUUUAGGGAAUUUGCUGCGUCUCCUCCCGAUCCAAACAUAGAAGGUGUCACGAAGGAAAAUAUUACGAAAGAGUUUCAUCAUGUCGAUUCAAGUAGUUCGCCACAAACCACGAACAAUUUUCUAUUGAGCGAUAAAGAAAGACUUUUUAUCUACAUUUUAAUGACCGUAGCAGCAGUCGUCGUUGUGCUCCUAAGUUUUUUAGUGGCCAAGAUAUACGUGCAACAUUAUCGAGCAAAAGUAGGAUCGAAAUCCGAAGCCGCCAAUACAACAGAUACUUCGUUGCCCAAUGCAUUUGUUGGUGAUAUAGACGAAGUAGACGCAGAUAUAGAGUUAAUAAUACCUGUACCCUCUCCGAUAGUUCCAUCUGGCGCAGUCUAUUCAGCGCCUAUUGGUAGUAUAGCUGAGGUUGUCCGGUAUCCUCACAUUGACGCUCACACUAUGGGAAAUAAUCCUAGAAGACUCACACUAUCGAUGGAAACAGACCUUACGACAACUUCAAACAGCACGUCACACGAUCAGUACUACUACGGAUGA